GAAAAGUCUUCCCACCAUUAACAUCCUUUCCAAAUUCCACUCCUUCCACCCCGCUAUAUGAGGGAGCCAUUUCUCCGCCUCCGUCCUUUCCUUUUGUACCACAAAAACAUCUCCCACGAUUCCUCGUAUCUUGGCAGAAUCAAGAAUCUCCUCCAAUGGCGACCCUCAGCUGCUCCACUGAACAGCUGGCCGGCCUGUUCGGCCCCAACACCACCAACGCGACGGAGGCCGCCGCCUACAUCUGCUCCGCAGUCUCCACCAUCUCCACGACCUUCCAAGACACUCAGCGGGCGGUUGACACCACCUACCUGCUCUUCUCGGCCUACCUCGUCUUUGCGAUGCAGCUCGGGUUCGCAAUGCUGUGCGCGGGAUCCGUGCGGGCCAAGAACACCAUGAACAUCAUGCUCACUAACGUCCUUGACGCGGCGGCCGGCGGUCUCUUCUAUUACCUCUUUGGGUUCGCGUUCGCCUUCGGGGCCCCCUCCAACGGCUUCAUCGGCCGCCACUUCUUUGGCCUCAAGGAGAUCCCCGACGGCUCUUCCGCCAUGGACUACAGCAACUUCCUGUACCAGUGGGCCUUCGCCAUCGCAGCUGCCGGGAUCACGAGCGGGUCCAUCGCGGAGAGGACACAGUUUGUGGCGUACCUGAUUUACUCAUCUUUCUUGACCGGGUUCGUCUACCCUGUGGUCUCUCACUGGUUCUGGUCCUCUGAUGGUUGGGCCAGCGCGUUCAAGCCCGAUGAUCGGUUGUUCGGGACCGGGGUCAUCGACUUCGCCGGCUCUGGCGUUGUCCACAUGGUUGGCGGCAUCGCUGGCCUCUGGGGGGCCUUCAUUGAGGGGCCACGCAUCGGGCGCUUCGACCACACCGGCCGCUCGGUGGCCCUCCGCGGUCACUCCGCCUCCCUUGUGGUGCUCGGUACCUUCCUCCUCUGGUUCGGGUGGUACGGCUUUAACCCAGGCUCCUUCAACAAGAUCCUCGUUACAUACGGUGCAUCAGGGCAGUUCUACGGCCAGUGGAGCGCCGUCGGUCGCACAGCCGUCACCACCACUCUCGCGGGCUGCACGGCGGCCCUCACGACCCUGUUCGGGAAGCGGAUUCUGUCUGGGCACUGGAACGUCACCGACGUCUGCAACGGCCUCCUUGGUGGUUUCGCUGCGAUCACAGCCGGCUGCUCUGUCGUGGAGCCGUGGGCCGCAAUCGUAUGCGGGUUUGUAGCUUCCCUUGUGCUCAUUGGCUGCAACAAACUCGCCGAGAAGGUCAGGUUCGACGACCCGCUCGAAGCGGCUCAGCUCCACGGUGGGUGCGGGGCAUGGGGCGUGAUCUUCACGGCUCUGUUCGCGAAAAAGGAGUACGUGGCCCAGGUGUACGGAAGCGGCGUCCAUUACGGGCUCUUCAUGGGUGGCGGAGGGAAGCUGCUGGCGGCGCACGUGAUCCAGAUACUGACGAUCACUGCGUGGGUCAGCGCCACCAUGGGCCCUCUCUUCUUCGUGCUACACAAGCUCAGGCUCCUCCGCAUCUCGCCGGAGGACGAAAUGGCCGGCAUGGAUCUGACCCGGCACGGUGGCUUUGCCUACGUCUACCAUGACGAGGACGAUUCCCAGAAGAACGGUGUUCAGUUGCGGAAGAUUGAACCCUCCUCGACCGUCCCUUCCAUUUAAUGAAUUAGCUAGUCGAUAUAUUAGUUAAUACUUCGGCCAAAAAAAAUUUAUCUAGUUAAUAGUAAAUCGAUAGGUUGUACGUAUUUUUCGAUAUAAUUUCAAUGUGCUCUGCACUUCAUCUCAAAUUGAUCCUCUAACUCGAGGUGUCUCAGUUUCACUGCAA
Messenger RNA from Punica granatum (pomegranate), 1821 nucleotides. The record is from RefSeq and is a predicted model, not a curated record. Lineage: Eukaryota; Viridiplantae; Streptophyta; Magnoliopsida; Myrtales; Lythraceae.